Poecilia reticulata (guppy) is the source of this 1258-nucleotide messenger RNA. RefSeq lists its product as uncharacterized. Gene Ontology annotation, biological process: T cell activation; positive regulation of ERK1 and ERK2 cascade; interleukin-15-mediated signaling pathway. Gene Ontology annotation, cellular component: membrane raft; external side of plasma membrane. The record is from RefSeq and is a predicted model, not a curated record. Gene Ontology annotation, molecular function: MHC class II protein binding; protein tyrosine kinase binding. Lineage: Eukaryota; Metazoa; Chordata; Actinopteri; Cyprinodontiformes; Poeciliidae.
GUGUGUGUGAAUGUCUCAUAGAGGAUUAGAGGAUGCUGCCCCUUGCUGGCCGCCAGGCUGCAGAUGAUGCUGCCGUCCCGUUCGCUUCAGGUUCACACAGGAAGUGCAGAACUGCUUUCUCAAGAGUUUUUGUUGCAGAGUAGCUGAGAGGCGACCAGAGCGGCGGUGCAGAGGUGGAAUCAAGAACAUGAUGGGGUUGCAAAUCUUUAUCCGACUCCUGCCGCUCACAUGUCUGCUCCAAACUGGUGUGAGGAGUGCGAAGGAUUCGGUGUUUGUUUACAGCCGAAUUGGAGACGUCGUCCUGCUGCCCUGCACCAAAUCCACCUCAGCCUCAGCCGGCUGCUCCUCCAUCACCUGGACCUUCUUCAAAGGCGGCCAGGUCCGUUACACCGAGGAGGUGACCGGAGGGCGGGUCAACCCCAACUCGGACAAAUCCAACAGAACCACCGUCACGUCCAACUGCUCCCUUGUCCUCAGCGACCUCAUCGUGGAAGACGCGGGUUCGUACGUGUGUCUGGAGAACAAGGAGGCGGUCACCGACGUCUACUUGUCCCUGCUGAGCGUCAGCUUGGGUUCGCCGAUCACGGAGCUCCGGCCUGGAGGGAACCUCUUCCUCACCUGCAUCCUUUUCACCUACUACGACGCAGGCAGCUGCAAGCCGUACUCCAACGUGUUCAGGGUCAACUGGCUGGAUGAGGACGGAAAGCAGCUGCACAAAGACGACAGAAGGUACAAGCUGACUGAAAACACUCGGUGCAAUGUCACUCUACUCAUAAAGCUGCAAGCGGAGGACAACAACAGGAAGUGGAGCUGUCAGGUGGACACCACAAAGAACAGUAAAGUGACAUUUCUGGACUUCAGAUUCUCCUUUCUGUUUCAAAACGCCCACCUGGACCAGACUGUGAAGCCGCUGGUCACAGAGGAAUGUCCUGCAGAGCUGCCCAUCAGCCGGAUCGUUCUGUGUGCGGUUCUGCCGCUCUUGGUGUGCAUCGUGGGAUUCUUCACAUGGAAAUCAGACCACAAGAGAGCAAAGACCUCAGCUGCUGUCAUCGAGCUGCAGGAUGUUUACUGACUGACUGUACUGAACCAUUUGCUGCAAAGAAACUGUAAAAUGCAGAAUGGGUGUUUGACAAUCCACCUAAAGUGAAGAAAAUAGACAAUUUUCUCUUGACACACUGUAAGAACACAAUUUUACCAAGUAUUUCUUGUGUAGUUUAUAUGAAAUAAGACAAAGCUGACUUAAAAGUAACUUUUCAGC